This is a messenger RNA of Acaulospora morrowiae, 269 nucleotides long. The record is from the annotation of a GenBank genome assembly. Lineage: Eukaryota; Fungi; Glomeromycota; Glomeromycetes; Diversisporales; Acaulosporaceae.
AUGUCGCCAGAUGGAUCUCUCUUCCCAAACGUAGCUGAAUUUUUCCAAUAUUUACCUUUUACAGGAGAAACCAAUUCCACGAUGUCAAACAACAAACCUGCUCCCAUUAUAGUUCGACCUUUUCCUGACAUUCAAACCUAUAUAGGCGUUCGCUUUCAACAUACAAUUCCUAUCAAUCCUUCUUACAUAGUAUCGCCUAAUGGUGAAGACACUGAUAAACUACUUUUAUCAGCAAAGUUUGACCCAUCAAGCGCAGAGAAAUGGGUUCA